AAAAAGAAAAAUGUGAUCAAGAAUGAGUUGGGUUGGAAGCAGGGACUGCUCUGGAUUAAAUGGCCAAGGAAGGCCAUCCAACGUGUAAAUUGAGCCCUGAAGGAAGAGUAUUCCAGGCACAGUGCAAAACCCUGAAGCAAAAACCUCUUUGGAAUGUGUGAGGGAGAUCCAGGGGAGCAAGGGAAAGAAGCAGGAAUCCAAGUCCCAAAGUAUGAGAGAGGGCAAGAAGUAGAUCUUGCAGAGAUGCUAGUAAGCCUUGACAGACCUAGCAUUUGGUGGGCCGGAAGUAGCUGCAGAGCCUCUCUCAUGCCAGGGAGUAAUUGUACACUUUUUUUUUUUUUUUGAAACAGAGGGUCGUUUUGUCCUCCAGGCUGAAGUACAGUGAUGCAAUCUCGCCUCACUGCAACCUCUGCCUCCCAGGCUCAAGCGAUUCUCCUACCUCAGCCUCCCGAGUAGCUGGGGCUACAGGUGUGUGCCACCACACCUGGCUAAUUUUUGUAUUUUUAAUAGAGACAGAGUUUCACCAUGUUGCCCAGGCUGGUCUGGAACUCCUGACCUCAAGUGAUCCGCCUGCCUCAGUCUCCCAAAGUGCUGGGAUUCCAGGCGUGAGCCACCGCGCCUGGCCUGACAUACGCUUUUUAAAAAGAGGUUCCGGGCUGUUCACGAGGACCAAGCGUAGAAAUAAGUCUAGAGAAAAGGCUACCACAGUUAUCCAUUGACAGGUGAUGACAUUCUGGAUGGAGAGAAGUCGUGCGCCCUGGUAGUAAGUAUUUCGGGAGCCAACUAGAGGAGCCGGAACGCGAAAAAUAGCGGAAUCAGGAAGCCAUAAGGAGGAGGAGCAGCGGGUGGGUCAACAUGCCGCCGCCGCCGCAGGAAGAGCUGGUGGGGUCGGGGUUACCCCCAUCCCUGUGCAGGCUGAUUUGGCGUCCUAGGGAAGAGUCCAGGCCACAAGAAUCGGGAGAGACUUGUGGGUCACAGCCCGAGAAAGCUCUGGGAAUCCACGUACUGUAGCGAUUGGCAGCGGCUUAGGCGAAGCGGACGGUAGACCCGCCCGGAUUUAGGCGAGAGCUACCUCCAGGGGCGGGCCCAGGCCGCAAUGCGCAGGCGCGAAGAACCCGUUUCCAUGGCUGCGAGAACCCACGCUCCCCAACCGCCCAGUAACUGUCCGGUCCCAGACUUUGGCACCGUCGGGCAUUGUCCCCGUGUGUUAGCAUCCCCACCCCGACUGCUGCCAAGCGUCUGCCGGACCCCGGCCUCGACAUGGGAGACCUGGAGCUGCUGCUACCCGGGGAAGCUGACGUGCUGGUGCGGGGUCUGCGCAGCUUCCCGCUACGCGAGAUGGGCUCCGAAGGGUGGAACCAGCAGCACGAGAAUGUGGAGAAGCUGAACAUGCAAGCCAUACUCAAUGCCACAGUCAGCCAGGACGAGCCCAUUCAGGAGCUGCUGGUCACCCAUGGGAAGAUCCCAACGCUGGUGGAGGAGCUGAUCGCAGUGGAGAUGUGGAAGCAGAAGGUGUUCCCCGUGCUCUGCAGGGUGGAGGACUUCAAGCCUCAGAACACCUUCCCCAUCUACAUGGUGGUACGCCACGAGGCCUCCAUCAUCAACCUCUUGGAGACAGUGUUCUUCCACAAGGAGGUGUGUGAGUCAGCAGAAGACACUGUCUUGGACUUGGUAGACUAUUGCCACCGCAAACUGACUCUGCUGGUGGCCCGGAGUGGCUGUGGUGGCCCCCCUGAGGAGGAGGGGUCCCAGGACAACAACCCCAUGCAAGCACUGCAGAAGCAGGCAGAGUUGAUGGAAUUUGAGAUUGCUCUGAAGGCCCUCUCAGUACUGCGCUACAUCACAGACUGCGUGGACAGCCUCUCCCUCAGCACCUUGAGCCGCAUGCUCAGCACACACAACCUGCCCUGCCUCCUGGUGGAACUGCUGGAGCAUAGUCCCUGGAGCCGGUGGGAAGGAGGCAAACUGCAGCAGUUCGAUGGCAGCCGUUGGCGUAUUGUGGCCCCCUCAGAGCAGCAAAAGCUGAGCAAGUUGGAUGGCCAAGUGUGGAUCGCCCUGUACAACCUGCUGCUAAGCCCCGAGGCCCAGGCGCGCUACUGCCUCACAAGUUUUGCCAAGGGACACCUACUCAAGCUUCGGGCCUUCCUCACAGACACACUACUGGACCAGCUGCCCAACCUGGCCCACCUGCAGAGUUUCCUGGCCCACCUGGCCCUGGCUGAAACCCAGCCCCCUAAGAAGGACCUGGUGUUGGAACAGAUCCCAGAAAUUUGGGAGCGGCUAGAACGAGAAAACAGAGGCAAGUGGCAGGCAAUUGCCAAGCACCAGCUCCGGCACGUGUUCAGCCCCUCAGAGCAAGACCUGCGGCUGCAGGCACAAAGGUGGGCUGAGACCUACAGGCUGGAUGUGCUAGAGGCAGUAGCUCCAGAGCGGCCCCGCUGUGCCUACUGCAGUGCAGAGGCUUCCAAGCGCUGCUCGCGAUGCCAGAAUGAGUGGUAUUGCUGCAGGGAGUGCCAAGUCAAGCACUGGGAAAAGCAUAGAAAGACUUGUGUCCUGGCAGCCCAGGGUGACAGAGCCAAAUGAGGGCUGUCGUUGCUGAGAGCCGACUAACCCAUGCGAAGGGAAUCCACCCAGAACGCACCCCUGAAUCUGAAGAUCACGAGCCAGCCUCUGCCAGAACCCCAGUCUCCGUGGUGGAGAGCAAACCGGGUGGUAAAGCUGCUGACCCAUCCCCCUCCUCCUCUCCCCAAGGGAAAGCUCGAGACUUCCUGCCCCACCCUGUGGGCAGGCCAAGUGCGUUGCCUCAGCAAACCGGCCCGGGAGGGCGAGGGCGGGAUGUGGGGACCCUCUUCCUUUAGCACGGUAAAGCUGGCCUCCAGAAACA
Molecule: messenger RNA, 2884 nt
Organism: Saimiri boliviensis boliviensis (Bolivian squirrel monkey)
Lineage: Eukaryota; Metazoa; Chordata; Mammalia; Primates; Cebidae
Gene: ZMYND10
Product: zinc finger MYND-type containing 10
Biological process (GO): inner dynein arm assembly; motile cilium assembly; outer dynein arm assembly
Cellular component (GO): cytoplasm; centriolar satellite
Source: RefSeq, a predicted model, not a curated record